Galleria mellonella (greater wax moth) is the source of this 3245-nucleotide messenger RNA. RefSeq names its product autophagy-related protein 13 homolog. The transcript has a single exon. Bases 1 to 1266 code for a protein of 421 amino acids. NCBI's taxonomy places the organism in Eukaryota, Metazoa, Arthropoda, Insecta, Lepidoptera, Pyralidae. Gene Ontology annotation, biological process: protein localization to phagophore assembly site; autophagosome assembly; mitophagy. The record is from RefSeq and is a predicted model, not a curated record. Gene Ontology annotation, cellular component: Atg1/ULK1 kinase complex; phagophore assembly site; cytosol.
AUGGCGCCAGAAGCAGCAUUCUCUAGCAUUAACGACAAGAAUGAGUUUACGAAAUUCACAAAGUUUCUGGCAUAUAAAGGGGUACAAGUUAUUGUAGAGUCCAGAAAGGGGGUUAAAAUAGAGCCAAAUAGCAAACCUAUAUCAUCAGACUCUGGUUGGUUCAAUCUACAAAUACCGGAUUCCCCGGAAGUUAAUCAAGCCACAAAAAAUGCCUUGCCUUCAGAUCGGGUUUUAGAGACCAUUCAGUCACGGUUACAUGUUGAAAUAUCAGUACAAACUGAAGAUGGUGAUGAAAUGGUGCUCGAAUUGUGGACUUUGCAUUUGGACGAGACAGAAUUUGAUACAUCAUUAAAAGCCAUGAACACAAUAUACAUAAGAAUGGGCAUACUUCUGAAGUCUCUUAUCACCAUCACGCGAAUGACUCCGGCUUACCAUUUGUCAAGGAAACAACGGUCCGAAUCUUUCACCAUUUUCUACAGAGUGUACAACGGCAAACCAAAAGUUAAAGCUUUAGGAACAUCAGUAAAGAAGAUGCAAACUGGCAUACUUAAAACACCUUUAGGCGGUAUUUAUUUCAAUGUCGUAUACAGAACUAACUUCUCUAUCACACCAAACAAGUGUCAAAACACUAGAACUCUCCUGUUAAAGAGUGACCAUUUUGAACUCAGCCCAAAGCACGUAAUAUUGGAAUCAAACAAGAAGAAAGAGUCUAAGAGUAAAGAGAAAAAGCCUGUCAAACCAAUUGACCUGACUAAGCCCCUACGCCAUGCGGCGUUCGUCGACGAAGUUCUACUCGAGAGGACUGUCAAGGGCUUUCUUACCAGAAUACCUGUGCCUAAGGGUCGUCCACAAUUUCGACCGAAAAGUCCGCCCAAAGAACAAGGCGUCGAAUCGAAAAGCACUCAAGAUUUAGACAUAGAUAUCAUCUCAAAAAGCCCAACGUCUUUUGAAAUGCCACCAAAGAAGUUCUCGGGCAUUCGUAGCGAGAAUGAACCGCCUUUAAAAUUGUUAUGCUUCCCCUUCGCUGAUAAUCACCCGAUUAGGGAAUUGGCUGAGUUCUACAAAGACUUCUUCAAUGCUCCACACUUGAAGCUCGCCGAUGACUUGAUUCGUUCCAAGUCAAAAAGCGCAGAAUCGGUGAAAGAAGAAACAGAGGAGGCUAACGAAGAUCUAGCCAAGGAUUUAGAGCUGUAUGAGAGUUCGGUGAUUGAAUUUGAUGAGCUACUAGCGGACAUGUGCCGAUCGGCCGAGUGGAGUGCGAACUGAUAGGAAGCUUAGAAGGGAAGACUGUUUUAAGACUGAUGUACAGUAUGGAAUGACUGGUUUUUGUUUUAUAUUAUUACGAUGGAUUAUUUGUCUAUUCUUUAAAAACUAUUUGACAUCUAUUUUUACUGAAAAUGAUACAAAAAUUUAAAAUUUGAUUUUAUUUUUUUGUAGUACAAUUAUACUACAUAUUUAAAAGAAUUUGUGACAUUCGUAAAUUUACAUGUAUCUGUAAAUAGUGUAAUUUAUAAGACAUAAAAUUUUAUGCUUGCUAUAUAGAUAGUUAAAAAAUGUCUGAUGAUUUUUAGUAUUUCUCAUAUAGAAAGUAACGCUUAUGAUUUUGGGCUUGAAUUGAUUAUUUUCUUAGUUUCUGCAUGACCAAUUUAAAACUUUCUGUAAAAUAAAUUAUUCUGUCGUGAAACGCCGAAUUCGUUAAAAUACUAUAGUAUUUUGGAACAAGACAAACUUAUGGAAUUUUCGUAGAAAACAGAACUGCUUCCAGCCAUAAAACACUAAACACACUGUUUCUUUCGUUUUUAUGUACGUGUAGUAGAUACUCUAGUAAAAACACUGAUUUUUGCUGUAAAAAAUACGUAAAAAACAACGUAAAGGACCUUUAAAGAAGAAAUAAAAAAAAAAAUUAUGAAUGUUUUUUCAUUUUCUUUUUAUUUUCUGGUUUUUACGCCCGUUAGUAUAGCAAUUUCUUAACAUUUUGUUUUUAUUAUAAGUCUUUACUUUCAAUAAACGUUUGAUCAGAAUAGAAUGCCAUUGUAAAAAUAUUAAAAUUAGCGGCACGAGAUGACAAGAAGAACAGGUAAAAAUUUUUCAGUUUAUUUAAACUGAUAUUUUUUAUUUAAAAAACAUGUAAAAACAUGAAUGUAGCAGAUAUAAAAUGUUCAAAUAUUAUUUUCAUAAUCAUCUUUCCAGAAGCAAUUAUUCAGUUUUGUAAAUACUAUACAAGUGUAUAUUGGGUUUUUUAUUGUGAUUAUAAAUUCUUUCUGUUAUGCUGUAUGUACCAAUUGAUUAUAUCUUAGAUAUUAGAUUAGAUAUGCGAAUGUUCCUUUACCAAUACAUUUUUGUUCUUUAAUUUUUAACUGUAAUUUAACUCGUAAAGAAGAACAGAUAUAUUGUCUUUGCCUCAAUCAAAAACUUAAGUAAACUCAGUCUUCAUAUUGCUGUAAAUUGGCACUAUUUUUAAGAGGUUUUUUGUUCUGGAAAUUAGGAUAGAUGUUAUUUUAACCGGCCUUGAAAAGAAGUGUGUUAUUGUAGAAAUAGGUAACUGGCUUUAAGAGAAAUCCUUAGAUAGUAUACUUCUGGAUGGAAGUGCAAGUGUCGGUCAUAACGUUUUUAAAAAAAACAAAUCGCACCAUUUCUCGGUACAGUAAGUGAUAACUAUAAUACUUUGGUAUCAAGCAAACGCUGACGAAUCGCGUAUGACUAUGCAGUGUUUAUGAUAUAAAUUCACUAACUCGAGAAUAAAAAAAAGUUGGUUGUUUUCGGCGAAGAGUUUGCACAGAUACACUGUCUAGAUGUUAUAUAUCUAAGGACAAAUUAUUGUAAUUCUGCAAAGUAGCUGUCUACUAUGUACAGUCGAGUCGUCAUGUUGCAGCACACUAUGUUUUAAAGUCAUCACAAUAAUUUGUCUAGAUAAUUGAUAAAAAAAAGUUUACUCAUCCGCCUUUUAAUUGUAAUUUUACCGCCAAGUUUUUAAAAAUAGAAUAAACUAAUUGAAAUCGUAAAAAAAAAUGGGUUAUCUAGUUGUCUUUUAUUCUUAAAAAUGGUUAUUUUAAACACAUGGGUGAUUGCAGUGUGUAGUCUUUUUUAUUUAACUUAUGGGACAUUGCUUUUGAGGAUUGCAAUAUUUUUCCUUAAGACCUGCUAAAUAAAAUGUUUAUUUUUUGGACUUAGUUUUUAUUCAUAUAAAAUAUUAUGUUCAUAUCAUUUUUGUAGCUGGUUUAAUUCAAAUAUAUUCGUUCAAGUGA